AUGGAUCACAUGCCAGAAACCUGGGGCCGUCCCCGUAACGACGUCUACCCCUCCUUCUCCGAACUCUCCCUCUUCCCUCAGCACACAAACCCAACCCACCACUCACACGCCGCCCCCUCCGGCCCCACGACUCAUACCCAACAACCAAUCGUCACCGGAACCUCCGUGAUUGGGUUGAAAUUCAAGGAUGGCGUCAUGAUCGCCACGGACAAGUUGGCGAGUUACGGUAGUUUGGCACGGUUUAAGGAUGUGGAGAGGGUGUUGAAGGUUGGGGAGUAUACCGCUGUUGGCGCUGGUGGGGAUGUCAGUGAUUAUCAGCAUAUUCAGACUGUGCUGGAUAACUUGCUUAUCCACGAAGAGGAACAAGAAGAUGGUCACCACCUCACCCCCACACACAUCCACACCUACCUCUCACGUCUCAUGUACGCCCGCCGCACAAAGAUGAACCCAUUGUGGAACGCGCUCUUGGUGGGCGGGUACAACACCUCCACAACCGCAAUCUCCCACUCCCCAACCCUCCUCCGCAACCUUUCCUCCCCCGACACCCACGACCCCCGCUUCCUCGCUUACGUCGACCUCCUCGGCACCACCUACUCCGCUCCCUCCCUCGCGACCGGUUUUGGCGCACAUUUAGCGAUCCCACUCCUCCGUAACGCGGUCGACGGAAAAGAAGAUACCUUGACGGAGGAAGAAGCGAGGAAGGUUGUGGCGGAGUGUAUGAAGGUGUUGUAUUAUCGUGAUGCGAGGAGUAUUGAUGUUUAUGAUUUGGCGGUGUGUACGGAGAGUGGGGUUAAGGUUGAGAAGGAGAUUAGGGUGGAGAGCCUGCGAAUUCACACCGCAACAAGACGAACCGACCUGGCAGAACUAGACGUCCUUAGAUGCCAUAAUAACGAGAAUCCUUUCGUGAUCUCAUGCACCCUGUCUCGAGAGCUUCUCGUUAUUCACGUGCCCGGCCUCCAAAGUCUCCAAAAUCCCGACAUUCGGCAACCUCAUCGAUCUCCUACUGAUCUCCACACCUCGAAGACAAUGGAGGAUGAUGCGCCAAUUACGGCGGUCGCGUCGUGGGAGUGGAUCACUGAUGAACGCGUUGCGCAAUGGGAUGUCACUGGCAGGGAUGAGGUGAUCACAGGUGGAGCUGAAAUGGAAGCGGGCUCGUUACGGCUUACGGGCGCCGUGAGAGAGAUCAUCGAAUCCGGCGUCAUUCACACUCGACUAUCGGCACAAGCAGCAGCAACGACUCUCUCCGCCCUCGGCUCCUCAAAAGUCAGGGAGUUAAUACUGGAUAUUGCAUGGCUCCUCGACACAGACGAACUACCAGACUCCAACAUUGAGGCACGAGAAAGGUUGCUGUCGCUACUUCGAGCAUGCGCAGAAACCGGGAUAUGGGCAUCGACGCCGACGCUGCCACAUGAAUAUCUCAGCGUCCCACUCUUGUCGAAACUCGGAUGGCUGAACACUCCAGCCCCCAUCUUUGAGAAGAAGGUCGUAAGGGCGAACACGUCCGCACUCUACAAACAACAAAAAUACAACCUCCUACGUGAAGAGAACGAGGGCUUCUCCAAGCUUUUGACCAUCCUCCUGGACUCCUCCAAAGAUAAACGCGAUGCAGGAAGCGGAAGUGCAAAGGAGAAAAUGAAUGAGGUUAAGGCGGUGAUCGGAUACUUCAACCUCGACCCAAAUAGGGUAUUGGACGUCAUUGUAGAUGUGGGUGUCGAGGCCUGCGCGGAUCGAUAUCAGUAUUUCCUUGAUUUGCUACGGGAGUCGCCGUGGUGGCCCUCCUCCUCUCGCAGAGAUUCUCCACUGCUGUGGGAGGAGAAGAGCGCAGAGGAGAAGAAGGCGUUCUUGGCGGAACUGGCUGCUGAUCCAGGAGUGUUGGCGAGGGAUGCACUGCAUUCACACGACGGAAACUCACUCGCAGCCCAACUCCUCGGCUUCAAAUUCCGCUACUACCAACCCUCCACCAUCUCCCCUCAGCCAGAACCAACACCCGAAUCCCUCUACAUGUUCACCGCGCUUCUAAUCAAGGAAGGGUUUGUGUCGUUGACAGCGUUGUGGCCGUAUUUGAGUACGACGGAUGAGGAACUACAGAAGGAGGAGGGGAAGUGGAAGGCGGAGAUGGGGGAUAAGGCACUGGCUGCUAAGGGGAAUGCGUUGGCGAUGGCUGGUGGACUAGGCGAGGAGCCUGCCGGAGGCUCAGCUCCAACACGUACGACUAAAGAUGGGGAUGAUGUGGAGAUGGAGGAUGAGCAGGUUGGGAGUGCGGAGGAGGUGGUACCGAUGGCCGAGCCUCCGCAACAGAAAAUUGCGUUGUUGAAGGCGUUGUUGGCUGUCGGUGCGUUAAGCCAAGCAAUGUACGUGUUGGGCCGGUUCCCAUUCUUGACUGCGACACAUCCCGAGAUUGCGGAUGGUGUGAUGAGGUUGGUGGAUUGGAUGAUUGAACCCUUAUAUUCUCCCCUUUCCGUCAAAUCUCAACUUGGGUUCGACGUAACGGCUGGAGAAGCCGACGAAAGGGAGGUGAAGAGGGUGUUUGAAUCAACGCCGGGACGAGGGACGCCGAGGCAGAAGCUAGUGUUCUUUUAUGAAGAGUGGAGGCGGGGGGUGUUUCAAAUUGAGACGGGUGAGGAGUUCCUCAGCGUUGUUAUCCCACUCCUCCGAGUCGUCGGCAUCAGAAUCUACCGUGAUGUUAAGCUCAUCGUCAAGAUUUGCCGAAUUGGAUGCCAUAUGUUGGCUGAGUCAAGUAAGCCGACUGAGGUGGUGAGGAAGAAGUGGCUGGAUAUCGCGCGGCAGUUCUUGAUUCCGUCAGUGAGUUUGAUGGAACUGAAUCCGGGGGCUGUGGAUGCGAUUUGGGAUGUAAUUAAAGUAUACAGAUACGAGGAGAGGUUCGCGUUGUAUGGGGAGUGGCAGACCUUGAUGUACAAGCGGCACCCCGAGUUAAAGCUGCAGCUGGUUCUGUCGGAGAAGGAGACGAAGGGGAUUAUGCGCCGUAUCGGUAAGGGACGCGAGAAGCUUUUCGGAAGGGUACUCGCGAAGGCGGCGCAGUCCAAUCCGUGUGUUGUGUUCUCGGUUGCUCUGACCCAGGUCGAGGCGUAUUCGAAUAUCGGUGAAGUUGUUGUCGAGUGUGCACGCUACAUCACCCUCUUCGGAUUCGACGUCCUCACCUACGUCAUGCUCACAAAUCUCUCAAACGACAAACGCUCUCGUCUCAAGAACGACGGUACAUCUCUCGGAGCAUGGCUCCAAUCCCUCUCAGCAUUCUGUGCGAGUAUGUUUAAGAAGUAUCCGUAUAUGGACACUACCCCGCUCCUGACGUAUGUCGCGAUGCAGUUGAAGCAGCAGCAAGGGUUUGAUUUGGUCAUUAUCAGUGAGUUGGUUAGUCAGAUGGGCGGAAUUGAGAGGAUUUUGGAUUUUAACAGGGAGCAGUUGGAGAGUUUGUCUGGUGGAGCAAUUUUACGACAAGACGCAUCAGGUUUAACGAACGAGAAGAAGAAGGCCACGUUCAGGGAUGCGUCACGCUUGCUUCGGCAUCUCGAGAAUUCUGGGCUGGUGGGACCGUUGACUGUGUUGAUUGCGCAGCAGCGUGCGGUAUCGGUGUAUUCCAUGCGAGAACAGGAUUCGAUCGUGAAGCUGUUAGCGACGUUGUUUGAUGAGAGUCAUGCGAUCUUUUUGCAAUAUACGGAAUUUUUGAUUGCGUAUGCGGAGAAGGAUCUGAAGAGGUAUGCGACGAGUACGCAUUCGUUGGAGGAGUAUGUGGUGAAAUUGGGGUUGGAGCCUGUUGUUGCGUUUCAUGUUUGUCGGCCGUUGAUUCGGGCUGCGAUCAGGCACUAUGAUUCGGAUGAGGAGACGAUGAAGAAGCAGGGCGCCAAGAUGGAAGGCGAUAAUGAUGUCGAGAUGUCUGAUGCACCUGCCGAUGGCGGGAAGAAAUCAGUUGAGGAAACUGCUGCCGCUGCCGAGCAGCAAGUUUGGCAUCCGGCAUUGACGACGAUUCACAAGACAGUGAAGGAGUUCCUUCCGGUUGAGACGUGGGAGUACAUGACGGAACAGUUCUAUGCCACGUUCUGGCAACUUGAGCUUUACGACAUCCAUGUUCCCGUGGCUCGAUACCAGGACCGCAAGUUCAAGCUUGCGAAUCGCAUUCGGGAGAUUGAUUCGGAUCGCUCAGAUAUGUCCGCGGCGGCUGUUCGUGCUCGCAAGCAGCGCAAGCAGGUUCUCAUGGAUGAGGAUUCUCAGUUAUCAGCUGAAGUCACUGCUCAGCUUACAGCUUACGAACGUACGAUGAACCGCCUGAAGAAGGAAAAGGAUCAUUGGUUUGCGCAAAAAAUCCACCAGAAGGUCCGGAAGGGUAUCAUCACCAACUUUUUGCAGCACUGUAUUCAUCCACGUGUGAAAUUCAGUGCGGCAGAUGCAGUGUUCAGUGCAAGGAUGAUCAGGCAGAUGCAUACCAUCGGUACGCCGAACUUCUCGACUCUUACGAUGUACGAUACGAUCUUCAGUGAUGAGUUGGCGCCGACCAUUUUCAUCUGUACACCAACAGAGGCAGAGAACUAUGGUCGUUUCUUGGCCGAGAUCUUAAAGGAUCUUACGGCUUGGCACCGUGACGCAGCGUUGUAUAACCGCGAAGGGCGCGGCAGGAACCUUCCCGGCUUCCAGAAGAGGUGGCAGCCUAAGCCCAUCGAAGAGGACUUCAUCGACUGGGAGGACUUCCGAAAAUGUCUGUACAAGUGGCACCAGGCCAUUCAGAGAGCGGUCAAGAUCUGUCUCGAUUCCAAGGAUCACAUGCACAUCAGUAACUGUCUUAUGAUCUUGGAGAAGAUUCAAGACUUCUUCCCGACUGUCACCUGGAUGGGUAAGGCACUCAAAGAGAGGAUCAAGGGCUUGAUGGACAAAGAAACCCGUAGCGACCUCCAGAUUCGUUCGAUGGCUUACAAUGGUAUUCUUACGAAGCUUGAGCCGAAGCUAAUGACGCUCGACAAUUUCGUGCAGAGGAACAACCAGGCUGCAUCUCAGACUCCGGCCCAAACCCCGGCUAACGGAGAGAAGAAGGACACCGAACAGAAGACUGGCACGCCCUUAAACCCGUCUGCGCCUUCGUUUCAGCCUGGCAGCGCACCGACCGGCCCAGCCAGCACUGCUUCAAAGCCCCGAGCGCCGUUGGCACCACAAUCUGCUGCCGCUGAAUCUGCACUGGCACCUCCUCGCCAGGACACAAGGCCGCCCCGGCGCGAUCCUGAUCGUCGGCCGGAUAACAGAGCCCAAGUACCACCAGCAGGGCCUGAGCUCGGAACUGUUCAACGACAGGAGAGGGCAGGAAAUGUUCCUGACAACAGGUCGCAGGUGCGGGAGUCAAGAGGGGACCGCGACCCGAGGCAGGAGAGGGAGCGAGAGCGUGCCGCUGAUCGCCGCAUACCACGAGUGCGCGACAUUGCUUCAGGCACUUCAACGCCCCGUUCAAGCCAGCAAGAGGCUCGCGAUGACGCAAGCCGCCCCUCAAGUCGCACGGGGACCCGCAGUGAGCGUGGUCAGCAUACAACUGCUUCGGGACCAUCCGAAAACCGUCGUCCUAACGAUGCCCGACAUGCCAGACCUGCGGAAGACGAGCCUCUCAGAAGAGAUGGCUCAGAUCGCUCGAAGCGAGAGGAUACCGGAGUCCGAACUGCGGAUGCCCGUCCUCGCCGUGAUGAACAAACGCGUCGUCAUCCAGCGGAAGCUUUACGCGAUGCCGCAGGUGAAGGGAGGAACUCACCGCGCAACGCAAAUGCCCAACAACGGCCUGAUGCCCCCAUCAACCGAGGAGGCCAGCGCGGUGGUCAAAAUGACGGUCGUCUUGAGCGCAUGCCUGCAUCUGGUCCACCUGCUCGCAAUCGACCUGAGCUAACAUCCGCACCUGGUGCCCCGCCGGCUGCUGAUCCACCGGUGCAUCCUAGUCGUGCUGUAGCUCUGGAUCUGCCAGCCGCGGGUCCGAACCAAGCUGCCGCGGCGCCUUCCGGUCCUCAACCUGGUGUUGUUGGUGGUCGACGCGCACCACUACCACCUCAGACCUUCCCAGCCAAUCAAAACCAGAACCAGCGCAAUCCUGGCCCACGUGGAGGCAAUGCUUCGCCGUCUCAGGAAGGACCGAUCUUCCCCAACCGCGGUGGUCCUCGAGGAAAUCAGGGUCAGAGUGGUGCGAUGCCUGCGCCGGAACUGGUUGUUCACCCCAGUCGUCGUCAAAGUCUUGGUGAGCGCAGCGGAUUCCAGGGUGGGAUGCAGCAGAUGCAGCCCUCGCCUACGGGAGGACAUGCCGUGCACCCGGACAGGCUACAGGGACCAAGCCCUAACGGUCCUAUGCAAUCACCUGGAGGUAAUCCACCCUUCAACGCUGAGCGCAGAGGAGGCCACAUGAUAGGUACUGGGCCCGGCGUGCAACAGCAAGGCCGUGGUGGUCCUAUGAACGGUGGUGGACCAAUGGGACCCGGUGGUAAUCAGGGUCUUAACCAGAGACCAUCACGGGAAGACCUCAGGCAUGGACGGUUGAAUCAGCCGAUGCACGAAGCUCCUGCUCAAGGAUUCCCCCGUGGAGGAGGCGGACCCGGCGGUAGGAUGAACCAAGGGAUGAACAUGAACUCAGGUCCACCGCCUCCGCCGCCCGGUGGUCCAGAUGAGCCUGGACAUGGUAGAGGACGCGGUGGUCAUGGUGGAAGGGGAGGCGGUAUGGGUGGACGGAGGGACGACAUGAGACGAAACGAUGGUCCUGGAGCUGGUGCUGGUGCUGGUCCUGGAGGUAUGAGCGGUGGUCCUGGUGGUCCCCCCGGCGAUGGUGGACGCCGUGGAGGCCGCGGUGGUGGUGAUGAUAGGCGUGACGGACCUGGACCCGGACCUGGACCCGGACCCGGACACGAACGGGGUGAGAAGCGUGACAGAGAAGGCGGUAACAACGAUAGCCGGAAUUUGCGCGGGAAUGGAAAUGGAAGCAGUGGACCUGGUCCUCAAGCACCGAGCACUGAUAGUCAAGGUUCCAACGGUGGCGGACGGGAUUCGAAGAGGCGGCGGACGCGGAAUUAG
Saitoella complicata NRRL Y-17804 is the source of this 7038-nucleotide messenger RNA. RefSeq lists its product as uncharacterized. The transcript has 5 exons. The coding region runs from base 1 to 7038 and encodes 2345 amino acids. Gene Ontology annotation, biological process: mRNA processing; mRNA export from nucleus. Lineage: Eukaryota; Fungi; Ascomycota; Saitoellomycetes; Saitoellales; Saitoellaceae. Gene Ontology annotation, molecular function: mRNA binding. The record is from RefSeq and is a predicted model, not a curated record. Gene Ontology annotation, cellular component: THO complex part of transcription export complex; proteasome core complex.